AUGAACGCGGUGGAGCAGACGGUCACAUGGCUCAUCUCGCUCGGGGUUCUGGAUUCACCCAAAAAGCGCGUGUCGGAUCCCGAGGUCUUUCUGCAGGACGCGGUACGGGACGGAGUGGUGCUGUGCCUACUGCUGGAGCGACUGCGACCUGGGACCGUGGAGAAGUUCUUCCCGGAGCCGCGGACAGAGGCGGAGAGCCAGAGGAACGUGUCCGAGUUUAUAAAGGGCUGCGCGGGCUUCGCUGUGGAGCCGUUUGAUCCCAGUGACCUGCAGCUGAACUUCCCCAGAGUCCUGAGCUGUUUACUGGCGCUCAACAAGGCCACAGAAGGUGCGGGUUCAGUGGAUGAUGGGUGUGUCCCACGCUCCUCCAAGCUCAGGAUAAAGUCGUUUGAUUCCACAAACUGUCAGAGCCGAGUUUCCAAUCAGAGCAGAGCGUCCAAGCUGCAGCCGCAGUCACGCAGCCUGGACAUGUCGGAGGGCGGGGGUCGAGGCCAAUUGCUGGUGAGGGCGCGGUUUCCCUUCGAGCAGACCAAUGAGGACGAGCUGUCGUUCUCUAAGGGUGACAUCAUCAGUGUGCGCCGGCAGGAGGAGGGCGGGUGGUGGGAGGGGUCUCUGAAUGGAGCCACGGGAUGGUUCCCUAGCAACUACGUCCGAGAACUACGAGAGAAGUCCUCAGACAAACAGAAGUCUGGACCUCUGAAAAGCCCAAAAGGAUUUGACAACAGCAUCAUCAGCAAAACUUACUACAACGUGGUCCUGCAGAACAUCUUAGAAGCAGAAACAGAGUACUCUAGAGAACUCCAGAGUCUCCUGGGGAGUUAUCUGAGAUUACUGCAUCCAACCGAGAGGCUGAGCAGCGCAGACAUCGGCCACAUCCAGGGAAACCUCGAAGAGAUCUCCACCUUCCAGCAGAUGUUGGUGCAGAGUCUGGAACAGCUCACCAAACUUCCGGAGGCACAGCAGAGGGUCGGAGGCUUUUUCCUGGAUCUGAUGUCCCAAAUGAAGAGCAUCUAUGUGGAAUACUGCUCCAACCAUCCAAACGCAGUACACCUGCUCACACAGCACAGUGAGGAGCUGGGAUCCUUCAUGGAGUCCAAAGGAGCCGCGAGUCCUGGGGUCCUGACUCUGACCAUGAGUCUGAGUAAACCAUUCACUCGACUGGAGCGAUACCCCGCUCUGCUGACAGAGCUGGACCGACACAUGGAGGAGCAGCACGUGGACCGCUUAGACCUCCACGCGGCAAUGACAGCAUUCAAAAGUCUCACUGCCGAGUGUUUGGACGUGAGGAAGAGGAAGGAGCUGGAGCUGCAGGUCCUCAACGAGCCAAUCAGGAAGUGGGAAGGCGAUGACAUCACCACGCUGGGCCCAGUGCUCUACAUGUCCAUGGCGACAGUGAACAGCGGCACGCAGUGGGAGGAGAGGUAUCUGGUUCUGUUCUCUCAGACUCUGCUGAUGCUGUCGGCCUCUCUACGCAUGAGCGGCUUCAUCUACCAGGGCAGAGUACCUUUGUCUGGGAUGUUGAUCUCGAUGAUGGAAGACGUGGAAAAUGUGAGGAACGCCUUCGAGAUCACAGGAAGUUCUGGUGAGCGCCUGCAGGUGGCGCUGUCGUCUCCUGCUCUUUUGCAGCAGUGGUUGGACCUCCUCACAACACACACACAUGCACCGUCUGCCCAGAGCCACGGGGGGAGGCGCAGCAGCACCCUGCCCUCUCUGCCGGCCACUCCCUCCCGGACCUUGGACCUCCGCAACGGGACGUCCCACACUCUCCCCCAGGGCUUCUCAUUCAGCCUUAACCCAGGAGCAGGCUCUGUAUGGGGGGCUCUAGAGCCUCCACCAGGACCUCAACCAUGGAGCCAGAGCUGCCUCAGACCAGCACCUCCGCUGAGGCCGAGCAACGGACCUAAAGAGGACUUGAGCAAAAGUCCCAAAAACAUGAAGAAGCUGUUGCCGAAGCGUAAACCGGAGAGAAAACCGUCAGAGGAAGAUUUCAGCUCGAGGAAGAGCACCGCUGCUCUGGAAGAAGACGCACAGAUUCUCAAAGUGAUUGAAGCGUACUGCACCAGCGCCAAGACCAGACAGACUCUCAACUCCACGUGGCAGGGCACUGACCUCAUGCAUAACCACGUCUUGGUUGACUGUGGCGCCGACAGUCUGCCCGGCAACUCCUCAAUCGACCAAUCAGAAGACUCGGAUUACGACAGCUUGUGGACCAUGAACAGUUACAGAACCGGAUCCAUCUCUCGCUCCAACAGGAAAGAGGUGCAGAUGUUGUUUCCAGAAGAAGAGAAGAUCAUCGUGGAGGAAACUCGCAGUAACGGACAGACUGUGGUGGAGGAGAGGAGCCUUGUGGACACAGUGUACAGCCUGAAGGACGAGGUCCAGGAUCUGAAACAGAACAAUAAAAGAAUGCGGCGAACGCUGGAGGAAGAGCAGAGAGCAAGGAAAGAGCUGGAGAGAGUCGUACGAAGAGUUCUAAAGGAGCUGAACGACCCCACCUGGGACGAGACCAACCUCUGA
Messenger RNA from Knipowitschia caucasica, 2517 nucleotides. The record is from the annotation of a GenBank genome assembly. NCBI's taxonomy places the organism in Eukaryota, Metazoa, Chordata, Actinopteri, Gobiiformes, Gobiidae.